AUGUUUUACCCUUGGGACUACGAUAAAAUUUUGCGACGAGCGAGUAAGCACAAUAAGGUGUCUGUUGGUAUGAGCGUAAUGCAUGACAACUACCUCUUUCGUCGCAUUAUGUACCUGAUGCCCAAGGACUUUACCAGCAAGGUGACUCAGCGCAUUAAAGCUCUGAUUGCCGAGAGCGCUCCCUGGAGCAAAGAAGCGUUAGAAGAGAUGACUGACGGCUACAGCAAAUCCGUCGAUCCCUACCUGGCCAGCGGUAAGGUAGAUAAUGUGAAAUUGAACAAGAAAUAA
Molecule: messenger RNA, 288 nt
Organism: Sphaeroforma arctica JP610
Lineage: Eukaryota; Ichthyosporea; Ichthyophonida
Exons: 2
Coding region: 1-288 (95 amino acids)
Source: RefSeq, a predicted model, not a curated record